Messenger RNA from Cephus cinctus (wheat stem sawfly), 3305 nucleotides. RefSeq names its product lymphocyte cytosolic protein 2. The record is from RefSeq and is a predicted model, not a curated record. Gene Ontology annotation, biological process: cell surface receptor protein tyrosine kinase signaling pathway; intracellular signal transduction. NCBI's taxonomy places the organism in Eukaryota, Metazoa, Arthropoda, Insecta, Hymenoptera, Cephidae. Bases 190 to 1950 code for a protein of 586 amino acids. The transcript is spliced from 9 exons.
AGAACAUGGCACUCGGAGUUUCCUCGAGUUAAGUGAAUCGAGUGAGUGAGUAGCGACUACGGACUCAAGUGUAAGAGAGAUAGAAUAGAGGAAAAAAAGCGAGCUGUCACAUUCCGCCCACAAAAAGGCACACAGAUGCGCGCACGCACUGACGCGUGCGAGACUUUUUUUCGAACCUGAGUCAGGACCAUGUCACAAAUCUCACGAGAGGACAUCUUCGAGGAGAUUUCGAAUUGGAGUACCAGUGACGUGCUUUCUUUGUUGCGAAAGAAUGGACUGGAUGAGUGUUGUGUUGCGGUGGCCAACCGACAGAUUGACGGGGAUGAGUUAUUACACUUGACCGAGAGUAAAUUGACCCUGUGGAAAAAAGAUCUGUCGCAGCCAACGAGACGGACUCUUUGGGAAUUCGUCAACGAACUUAAUCAACAUCCUGAGAAAUUCGUUGUGGGGAAGAGCAACGAAUCCCAUACCGAGGAAUCUCUAAGCGACACAGGUUCUUGGGAUACAGAGUUUGACGAUGAUGACGACGAUGACGUUCAAUCCGAACAGAAUACCAUGGGUGUACAAAACGAAAUAAUUCCAAAGAGUAUCAACUUCCGGGACAGUCUACUUAAAUUUCAACAAAACGAAAAGGAACCUAACGAACAGUCGGGAGGACAACGUUCUUCAAGGAAUAGCAACCAUACCGUAGAUGAUAGCUUCUAUGCAAAUUGCGGGGAUAUAACGAAUCAUAAGGAAGAGAAAGACCACGAGAAGCAAAACACCUAUGCGAAUUACGAUACGGACACAGAUACCAAAAUGAACAAAUUACCUGAAAAAAACGUAUCAAAGCUUCAUUCCCGAAUAGAGAACUCAAUGGUGAAGCAAUUGCAGGAACAAUUUUCAAUUAGAAAUACUAAGAAACCAGAAGUGGGUCCAAAACCGGAGAAGAUGCCGCGGGAGUCGUUCCUUCAUAAUGUUACAGCAAGGGCGCAGUCUGUCAACGAAGUUCAAAAUUUAACACAAACAAAAAUGAGCGUGCCACCACCACCAGAACCUAAACGGAAUUUUAAAACACCUUCCAGUAUAGAUACAAAAACUCAAUCGUAUCCAAAGCCACCGAAAAUCAUACAGAAUUUAGAUCUACUAGCGAAUGUACCAUUGAAGACUGAAGAGAGUGACGACGAUGCCGACUACGAACCCUUCGACGAAAUAAUUCAGCAACAGCAAAUAAAAUCAAUGUCACGUGCCGGUAGUAAACAGUCGCUUAUGAGUGGUCAUCAAAGUUCUUUGGAGAGUGUUUAUCGGCCAUCCAGUAUAAAAAGUUACGAAGAAGAGGAAGAGGACUAUAUAUACGAAUCGAUAAGAGAGGCUCCUGAAGAUAAUGGUUAUUACCUGCAACCGAUAACCAAGCCGCAAAAACCCCCGCCACCGUUACCCAACAAACCGUCCAUUAAACCCACAACUCCGUCCCCAACGACGAAUUUAACAAGACCUCAGAAAAACAACGAACGUUCUCCAGAUAAAAAGUCUGCUACUCUACCACAUUCUGGAAGUAACACGUCUCUGGCGACUGAUAGAGCCACCAGACCACUGCCGCCACGUCCGGAUAGACAAUCGUCGUUCUUGGAACAACCGUGGUUUCAUAAUGUAACACGACAAGAGGCAAAUGCACUUAUUCGAGAAGCGCCUGAUGGACACCCAACCGAUGGAUAUUUUCUGAUAAGACCAUCUUCGUCCAAUCCUAAUAAUCCUUUGACUUUGGUGAUUUGGUACAAGGAUAAAGUGUACAAUGUACCUGUACGAAAAAGAGAUGAUAACAGGUAUGCACUGGGAUCUUAUAAGGAGAAGGAAGAAUCUUUCCUGACUGUGGAGGAAAUCGUGUCGUCUUAUACACGAAAUGAGUUGUUACUUAGCACGGGUGGCGUAAUAGCUGGAAGUACCAAAUUAACGAACACACCGCCAAAGUAACAUCAGACGAAUGGACUGCCCUUUUUUUUUAAUGGUUAAAAACAAAGCUUCACACGAGUAGGUAUUGCAACCAGUGAAGCAAUACCGCCCAAAGAAAAUCAAUUUUAAUUAAGAUCGACGUGCUGGUCGUAAGACUAAUUUGAAAGAGUAUGAAACAUGUUUUUAAACUAAGUAACAAGUACAUGUACGUAUAUAAUGUACCGAGAAUAGGAUUUUGAAAAGACGUUGUGCCUGUGACAUUUAAAACUAUCAUCGAGAUGAUUCUCAUUAGUAUUUAAUUUAGUUAACCAUAUCUAUCUUUUGAAUGCAUACGAAUUAGUCGCGAAUAUUACUUUUAAUGAGCUCGUUUAGUUAGUCAUUUAAGUAAUACCAUUAAAUUAUUCGCAUAAACAAUAUCCAAAAGAAUCUGAUUAUGUUAUAAUAAUUGUUACGAUUAUCAAAAAUGAAAUUUUUAGAGAAUUUCCUUUGCUGCUAUAUUUCUCAGACGAUCAUUAGGAUCUUGUAAAACGUAAUGCAAUUGUGUCUUUAAAUGGGAAUGUACGCCAUAAGGUUUUUCAAAAAUUUCGAAAGUCUCCAGCAAUACAUCGCUUUCACAUUAUUGACAAGCUGCCUACAAAAUCCAACGGAUAUAAGAACAUUUUUAUGAAUCUGAAUAAUUUGUAUUCUACUAGACUAAGUUUAAAUUAAAUAUUCCUAUGUUUUCUAGAAAUUCAUAUUAGUGAUAUUUCAUUUUAGAAGUCAUUAAUCAAAACUACUGUUACGUAUGUCAAUUCCUCAAUUCAAUCGUUUGGGCGUGACUUUCUUUUAACUAAUCCGAUACGAGUGCCUAUAUGUAGCAACUAUAGACAUAUAAAUAUAGACCUUUAUUUAUGUACAUCUUUUAAGUAAAAACUAUCGCAGGGAUAAGAUUUGGUGUUUCACGAUGAUGAAAAAACUCAUUUAUUUGAGAUACUCUCUAUAUUUUUUAUACGUUGGAUUACCUUGUGAUAUCUGCUUUGUACGUAAGCGACAAACUGGGACAAUUACGGUAUUGUGACUAUUUUUAUUGUAUACGUAGGUAUGUAUACAUGUAUGAAUAUAUAUUUUAUAUAUAUAUAAUAUAUAUUAAGGAGACAGUGCACCCACGCUGCAUGAGAAUUAUACAAGUUUAGCAAGUAUUAUAUAAGACGUCCUAAUUAAAAAGGGCAAUUAUUUUGCGGAUUCAUACGUAAGAUUUGUUAAUCUCACUGAUUACUUUGAAAAUUCGCUGAAGGCGGAUUGCGUAACAAUUACGAAGAUAAUAUGCGCUAUGAUUAAAUUUAUGAAGGGUUUUAUAAAUUUUUUUGUAGAAAAUAAAGAGAAAUAUUUGUUUGUAA